UAUACCACACAGAGCUGCAUCAUACAGAUACCACACACAGCUGAAUCAUACAGUUACCACAUACAGCUAUGUCAUACAGAUACCACAUACAGCUAUAUCAUACAGAUACCACAUACAGCUGUAUCAUACAGAUACCACACACAUCUAAAUCAUGCAGAUACCACAUACAGCUGUAUCAUGCAGAUACUGCACACAGCUAUAUCAUACAGAUACCACAUACAACCGUAUCAUACAUAUACCACACACAGCUGUACCAUAUACAGCUGUGUCAUACAGAUACCACACACACCUAUAUCAUACAGAUACCACAUACAGCUGUGUCAUACAGAUACUACAUACGGCUUUGUCAUAGAGAUACACAGGUCUGGAGGUUUUGUUAAGAGUCAAGGGAAUGUUACAAGAUUAGGGAGAUCUGACAGCAUGUUAUAUAACAGAAAUUGGUGUGUACUUAUUGUUGUUGGAAAGGUGUCAACUCACCUGCAUGUUAUACUGUCAUCAUUGUUAUAUAUUAACAAGAUAUAUUAUAUUUAUAUAUUACCGUACUUGUAUAUAUUUGUAUUUAUUUGGUUACUGUUUUGCCUUAUCACGUCACAGCUGUGUAUAUAUGUAUAUGCUGGUAUUUGUUCGGUUCCUAUAUUACCAUGCCUGGUCACAGCUGUUUAUAGUUCCUGUCUAUACUGGUAUUUGUUUAGUUACUGUCUAUACUGGUAUUUGUUUGGUUCCUGUCUAUACUGGUAUUUGUUUGGUUCCUGUCUAUACUGUUAUUUGUUUUGUUCUUGUCUAUACUGGUAUUUGUUUGGUUCCUGUCUAUACUGGUAUUUGUUUAGUUCUUGUCUAUACUGGUAUUUAUUUAGUUCCUGUCUAAACUGGUAUUUGUUUAGUUCCUGUCUAUACUGGAAUUUGUUUGGUUCUUGUCUAUACUGGUAUUUGUUUAGUUCCUGUCUAUACUGGUAUUUGUCUGGUUCCUGUCUAUACUGUUAUUUGUUUUGUUCUUGUCUAUACUGGUAUUUAUUUAGUUCCUGUCUAAACUGGUAUUUGUUUGGGUCCUGUCUAUACUGGUAUUAG
Messenger RNA from Mizuhopecten yessoensis (Yesso scallop), 1065 nucleotides. RefSeq lists its product as uncharacterized. NCBI's taxonomy places the organism in Eukaryota, Metazoa, Mollusca, Bivalvia, Pectinida, Pectinidae. The annotation marks the transcript as partial. The record is from RefSeq and is a predicted model, not a curated record. The transcript is spliced from 2 exons.